AACAAAAAUGAUCAGUUCAAUUUUAGUGCUGGUACGCGACGGUCGAUUACUCUUCCGAAUAUUAAGUAAUUUGUAAAAAAAAAGAAAGAAACAAGAAGAAAAAAAAAAAACAAGAAGAAAAAAAAUAAAAGAAUUCUAAUUUUUUGUGAAAAGAAAAAAAGAAGAGGAAGAAGAAACAAGAGAAUUAGAAACAAAACAACUCAAAGUUAUAAUUAAUGACCCAAGUGAAGGCAACUACUACAACAACAACAGCACUGAAAGAGUAUUAAUGAAAAUUUGAAAUAGUUUUCUUUUGGAAAUUAAAUCAAGAGUGUGAGAAAAAGUGAGAGAGAGAGAAAAAAUAAGAGUGAAAAUUCCCAUUUGAGAGCGGAAAAAUCAAGCUAACAUUAUUAUGGCCCAUCUUAGAAAAGAAGAAUUAAACGAAAUAUAAAAAGUUUUUUAAACGAACUUGAAACGAAAAAGUGAUAUUUUUAAAAAAGAAGAAAUUUUAAUAAAAUAACAAAUUAAGAAAGCAAUAAAAAAGUAAUAACAUAAUAAAAGUAUUGGAAUAAUAUUGAUAAUAAAAAAGAAUAAUAGAAAAAAAAAAAAUACUAAAACAGAAUAAUUGCCCAGUUGGAAAAGUUUUGAAAAUUAGUAAAGCAGAAAAACAAUAACGAAAUGGUCUCAAAAAACGCCAAAAAGAAGCAGCAACAGCAAACAACUAAUGGCUCCUCAACAUCAUCAUCAUCCACAUCAGCAACAACCGUGCAGACAGUUGGAAAUCCUGGCAUAUCCUCCACCUCAAGGGGUGGCAGGUCGACACACAAGGAUUUGCAGGCCUCAACGGCCGGCGAUUUCUACGGCAUAUCGUCGGGCAGCAAAACCUACAAGGCAUCGUCCAGUAAAAAAUCAUCUGCCAUGACCAGCGAAACCAGUGUCAUCAAUGAAACCGGCCUAACCCAAUCAUCAUCAUUCUCCUCAUCCCAGUAUCACGCCGAGGCCAUGGAUGAAUUUUCCUCCACAAGUGGAAAAAUCAUCUCAUCCAUUGAUCUGGUCAGUGAGAGUGCCAGCCAAGAGCCCGUAUUCUCGGUACCCAUAGAUGUGGUGGAAAUCAACAAUACGGCAGCGGCCAAUACCAAACAACAAAUGUUCUCCAGCUCAUCGAAAAUGAUGUCUUCGUCCUCCUCCAAAUCUCAACAGAUAUCCUCUUCUUCAAGCUCCACAAAGGCUAUUCUCUCCGCCGAUGGCUUGGGGGAUGGUGGCGGUCAGAUUGUUGAGGUUGAGUUCCAACCCGAAACCGUGAUCAUUAAAGAUGAAUCAAUGGCCACAAAACAAGCUUACCAGUCAAUUGCCAAAACGAUAAAUGGUGCUACUGAAAUGACAUCAUCAUCGAUGUUGUCAAGCCAGUUUAAGGCCAACGAGUCUGUUAAUGGUCAGACCAUAAAUGAACAGAAUCACUCCAACACAGAAUAUUCUUCGUAUUCCACACCGAAUUAUAACAAACUGCCAUCCAUGGAUGGUGGUAAUACAAUGCUCUUAAAUUCACCCACAACCGGCGGGCAGCAGCCAUAUCAGGUCACCAUGCCCAUAACACCCACUACCUCGGAUUCGAAGAUAACUCAACAAGAUUUACAGAGCACAACCAAGUCUUCCACAAAUGAAUUUAUCAGCAGCAGCAGUAGUAGCAACAUACAACAACAACAUAUAAUUGAUCACCAAAUUAACACCAACAGCAACAAUUAUAGCAGCAAGGAGAUAACCGAAUCCACCACUCAAGAGAGUUUGAGCAAGAAGAGCACCUCCGUCAACAAGAAAGAGAUAUACGACAUCAAAACCAAAACAUGGACUGAAAUAAGCGACGAUCUGAGCACGGCCGGCAUCAACAAGAAGCAACCGUCGUACGAACGCUUCGUCAGCCAUGGCCAGGAUGGCACCUGUAAGGUGACUUACAAAAAGAAAAUCUACGAUCAACGCAACAAUCGGUGGCGCGUCGUUGAAGAGAAAAUCGUGGAUAAUGCCCACGACACUGGUUUCCCCGAAAUAGCCGAUGAUGUCAUUAAUACAACACGUACCACAUACACGACCAAAGUUUACGACUCUAAGCUCGGUCAGUGGAAGGUGGUCGACGAGAAGUCGUUUGUGGAUACCAAAGCUUAUGUACCGCAAGAUAUUGCUCGUGAAAUUGAAAAAGAUAAUACAGAUGUUGCCAAUAUUACGACAACAACGGAGAUAACCAAGAUUUAUGAUGCAAGCAUCAAUGACUGGCGCGUUUUGGAUGAGAAGACACGCACAGAUGUCAUUGAGAAGAUUGUUGAGGCACCGAAAAAGACCGUUUACAUCGAUGAAUUUGUGGAGAUCGAAAAGAAUUCUAAAAUUUUGGAGGAAAAUGAAAAUAUGGAGUACAAUUUGAAUAAGACUUCCAAACGUAAGGAUAUUACCGAGAAUAUCUACGAUGAAACGGACGAAAGGCUACAGAUCGUCAAUAAGAAUAAGAAGACAAUCGAUUCACGAAAAGAUGGAGUCGACAAAACAUGGAAAAGCACACACACUGAAAUGUGCAUCUGUGAGAUCUGUACUUGUGGGCGUCAUCAUUGCACAACCAGUGAUACAACAAAAACAACCAAAACCGAUUCUCUAACUGAAUCUUUGGACAUGGUUGACAAUGUUGAGACCAGAAUACGCACCAAUACAUGGUCAAAGGAUGACUAUGAGAAUAAUGAAUCUCUUACCACAAUCAGAAAAGGUCCCAAGGACUCUCCCAAGCCACUGCCAGAAGGACCACGUGAUCGCUAUACGGAUCGUUUGACCCAGGAUACGACUAUUCUUGAGAAUGAAGAAUACGAAUAUAUCGUUAGAACUCAACCAGUGCGACCACAUGACAAUCUGAAGCCUGAAGGUGACUUUUACAAGCCGGAAAAAGAGGAAUACCGACCAUCCGAGAGGCCUGCUCCCAUUAAGCCAGGUGAUAACCUAAGGCCUGAAGGUGAGUUCUAUACACCAGAAAAGCCGGGCUUUAGGCCAGCCGAAAGACCCAAACAGAAGAAGCCUGAAGACAAUCUCAAGCCGGAAGGAGAAUUCUAUGCACCCGACAAACCAGGUUAUCGUCCAGCUGAUCGUGUCGAACGAGUAGUUCAUACCGAUAAUCUUCGUACUGAAGGUGAAAUGACCUUCGUGGAGAAGGAAGAAUAUAAAUAUGUAACCAGACCAGAACCAGUUUUGAGACCAGAUAAUUUGAAACCGGAGGGUGAAUUUUAUACUCCCGAAAAACCGGGCUACAAGCCUGCAGAGAGGCCCCAACAACAGAAGCCUGAAGACAACCUGAAACCAGAAGGUGAUUUCUAUACCCCAGAAAAGGAGAAAUAUAAACCCGGUGAGCGUCCUUCUCAGGUACGUCCUGAGGACAAUCUACGUCCCGAGGGCGAAUUCUAUACUCCAGAGAAACCUGGCUUCAGGCCUGCUGAAAGACCGCAACAAAAGAAGCCAGAAGACAACCUCAAGCCGGAGGGUGAUUUUUACACACCUGAAAAGCCAGGCUUCCGUCCUGCAGAAAGGCCACAGCAAAAGAGGCCAGAAGAUAAUCUCAAACCGGAAGGUGAUUUCUACAAACCAGAAAAAUUACAAUACAAGCCAGGAGAACGUCCAAGCCAGGUUCGACCUGAGGAUAAUCUGAGGCCAGAAGGUGAGUUUUAUGCACCAGAAAAGCCAGGAUUCAAACCUGCAGAGAGACCACAGCAAAAGAAACCAGAAGACAAUCUCAAGCCAGAAGGUGACUUCUACACCCCAGAGAAGCCGGGAUACAGGCCUGCAGAAAGACCUCAACAAAAAAGACCAGAAGACAAUCUACGUCCAGAGGGUGAUUUCUAUGCUCCAGAUAAACCCCAUUACAAACCUGGUGAGAGGCCAACUCAGGUUCGUCACGAAGAUAACUUACGCCCAGAAGGCGAAUUUUACACACCUGAGAAGCCCGGUUACAGGCCUGCCGAAAGACCUCAACAGAAACGACCAGAAGAUAAUCUUCGUCCGGAAGGUGAUUUCUAUACACCCGAAAAACCUGGAUAUCGUCCAGCCGAAAGACCAGAACAAAAGAGACCAGAAGAUAAUCUGAAACCUGAAGGUGAUUUCUAUGCUCCGGAAAAACCGAAAUACAAGCCUGGCGAAAGACCUUCUCAGGUUCGUCCAGAGGAUAAUCUUCGUCCAGAAGGUGAUUUCUAUACACCAGAAAAACCUGGAUAUCGUCCAGCCGAAAGGCCAGAACAGAAGCGACCAGAGGAUAAUCUUAAACCUGAGGGUGAUUUUUAUGCACCUGAGAAGCCAAAAUACAAGCCAGGUGAAAGACCGUCUCAAGUUCGUCCUGAAGACAAUCUUCGUCCUGAAGGUGAUUUUUAUGCGCCCGAAAAACCCAAAUACAAGCCGGGAGAAAGACCGUCACAAGUACGCCCCGAAGAUAAUCUCCGCCCUGAAGGUGAUUUCUACACUCCAGAAAAACCCGGUUACCGCCCAGCCGAAAGGCCAGAACAGAAGCGACCAGAAGAUAACCUCAAACCGGAAGGCGAUUUCUAUGCUCCGGAAAAACCUAAGUACAAACCAGGCGAAAGACCUUCUCAAGUACGUCCUGAAGACAAUCUUCGUCCUGAAGGAGAAUUUUACACUCCAGAGAAACCAGGUUAUCGUCCAGCCGAACGUCCCGAGCAGAAACGACCAGAAGAUAACCUUAAGCCUGAAGGUGAUUUCUACGCUCCUGAAAAGCCAAAAUACAAGCCAGGCGAAAGACCUUCGCAAGUACGCCCUGAAGAUAAUCUUCGCCCUGAAGGUGAAUUUUACACUCCAGAAAAGCCCGGCUUCAAACCGGCAGAAAGGCCCGUACAAAAGAGACCUCAAGACAAUCUUAAACCCGAAGGAGAAUUUACAACCCCCGAGAAACCUCAAUAUCGUCCAGCAGAGAGAACUGAAAAGAUCAUCCAAAAAGAUAAUCUUCGCACUGAAGGUGAAAUGACAUUUGUGGAGAAAGAAGAAUAUCAGUACGUUGUUAGACCAACGCAAGUUCGUCCUGAGGAUAACUUGAGGCCCGAGGGAGAUUUCUACGCCCCAGAAAAGCCUGGUUAUCGUCCAGCUGAGAGACCGGUGCAGAAGAAACCUGAGGAUAAUUUGAAGCCCGAAGGAGAUUUCUAUGCCCCAGAGAAGCCUGGUUAUCGUCCAGCUGAGAGACCGGUGCAAAAGAAACCGGAAGAUAAUCUGAAGCCCGAGGGUGAUUUCUAUACCCCAGAAAAGCCUGGUUACCGUCCAGCCGAAAGACCUGUGCAAAAGAAACCCGAAGAUAAUUUGAAGCCCGAGGGUGAUUUCUAUACUCCAGAGAAGCCUGGCUACCGUCCAGCUGAACGGCCAGUUGCAAAGAGGCCAGAGGAUAACUUGCGACCUGAGGGAGAGUUCACUGUCCCCGAUAAACCCUCAUUUAGACCAGCCGAAAAAACCGAACGUAUUAUCCGUAAGGAUAAUCUAAGGACAGAGGGUGAAAUGACCUUUGUAGAGAAGGAAGAAUAUACAUAUGUCAAGAGACCAGAGCAAGUGCGUCCCGAAGAUAAUCUCAAGCCAGAGGGUGAUUUCUAUGCUCCAGAGAAGCCAGGCUACCGUCCUGCCGAACGUCCAGUUCAAAAGAAACCUGAAGAUAAUCUCAAACCUGAAGGUGAUUUCUACACUCCUGAGAAGCCAGGUUACAAACCAGCCGAAAGACCUGUGCAAAAGAAACCUGAGGAUAAUCUGAAACCGGAAGGAGAAUUUUACACACCUGAGAAGCCGGGAUAUAGACCAGCUGAAAGGCCAGAACAAAAGAAACCGCAGGACAACCUCAAACCAGAAGGUGAAUUCACUGUUCCUGAUAAGCCAACCUACAAACCUGCUGAGAAGACAGAGCGCAUCAUUAGGAAGGACAAUUUGCGCACAGAAGGUGAAAUGACCUUUGUCGAAAAGGAAGAGUACCAAUAUGUGCGAAGGCCAGAACAAGUACGGCCAGAGGAUAAUCUGAAACCCGAGGGUGACUUCUACACACCGGAGAAACCAGGCUAUCGACCAGCCGAAAGGCCACAACAAAAGAAACCUGAGGACAACCUUAAACCUGAAGGUGACUUCUAUGCUCCCGAUAAACCUGAAUAUAGGCCUGCCGAAAGACCACAACAAAAGAAGCCAGAGGAUAAUCUCAAACCUGAAGGCGACUUCUAUACUCCAGAGAAACCAGGUUACAGACCAGCUGAGAAGACAGAACGCAUUAUUCGAAAGGAUAAUUUACGCACCGAAGGUGAGAUGACAUUUGUCGAAAAGGAAGAGUACACAUAUGUCAAGAGGCCCGAACAAAUACGUCCUGAAGAUAACCUUAGACCAGAGGGAGAUUUCUAUACACCAGAUAAGCCGGGCUAUAGACCUGCCGAAAGGCCCAUGCAAAAGAAACCUGAGGAUAAUCUGAAGCCUGAAGGGGAUUUCUAUACGCCAGAAAAGCCUGGCUACAAACCAGCCGAAAGACCUGUUCAGAAGAAACCCGAAGACAACUUGAAACCAGAGGGCGAGUUUUACACUCCUGAGAAGCCCAAAUUCAUGCCAGGCGAAAGACCAUCUCAAGUUCGUCCUGAAGAUAACCUCCGACCUGAAGGUGAGUUUACUGUUCCCGACAAGCCUGAAUAUAGACCUGCCGAAAGACCGGUUCAAAAGAAACCAGAGGAUAAUCUCAAACCUGAAGGUGAUUUUUAUACCCCAGAAAAGCCUGGUUACAGACCUGCCGAAAGGCCGGUUCAAAAGAAACCCGAGGAUAAUCUCAAACCAGAAGGCGAAUUUUAUGCGCCAGAGAAGCCAGGUUACAGACCGGCUGAGAGACCUGUUCAAAAGAAACCUGAGGAUAACUUGAAGCCUGAAGGUGAUUUCUAUACACCGGAAAAACCCAAAUUUAUGCCAGGAGAAAGACCGUCCCAAGUUCGUCCUGAAGAUAAUCUCCGACCAGAGGGUGAAUUUACCGUUCCCGAUAAGCCUGAAUAUAGACCUGCCGAAAGACCAGUGCAGAAGAAACCUGAAGAUAAUCUUAAACCUGAAGGAGACUUCUACACACCAGAGAAACCCGGCUAUAAACCUGCUGAGAGACCGAUUCAAAAGAAACCCGAAGAUAACCUCAAACCAGAAGGCGACUUUUAUGCGCCAGAGAAGCCAGGUUACAGACCGGCUGAGAGACCUGUUCAAAAGAAACCUGAGGAUAACUUGAAGCCUGAAGGUGAUUUCUAUACACCGGAGAAACCCAAAUUCAUGCCAGGCGAAAGACCGUCUCAAGUUCGCCCUGAAGAUAAUCUCCGACCAGAGGGCGAUUUCACGGUACCAGAUAAGCCUGAAUACAGACCUGCCGAAAGGCCCGUGCAAAAGAAACCAGAGGAUAAUCUUAAGCCUGAAGGUGACUUUUACGUACCUGAACAGGUUAAAUUUUUGCCUGGUGAAAGGCCCAGCCAGGUCCGUCCCGAAGAUAAUCUCCGACCUGAAGGUGAGUUCUAUACUCCUGAAAAACCAGGUUAUCGUCCCGCUGAAAGACCCGUGCAAAAGAAACCUGAAGAUAAUCUCAAACCUGAGGGUGAAUUCUAUGCACCUGAGAAACUGGAGUUCAGGCCAGCUGAAAAGAUUGAACGCAUUAUAAGGAAGGAUAAUCUGCGUACCGAAGGUGAAAUGACAUUUGUCGAAAAGGAAGAAUACACCUACGUUAAGAGGCCGGAACAGGUUCGCCCAGAAGAUAAUCUGAAACCUGAAGGUGAUUUCUACACUCCAGAGAAACCUGGCUUCAGGCCAGCUGAGAGGCCAGUACAAAAGAAACCUGAAGACAAUCUCAAACCCGAAGGCGAUUUCUAUGCCCCAGAGAAACCUGGUUUUAAACCAGCUGAGAGACCUGUUCAAAAGAAGCCGGAGGAUAAUCUGAAGCCAGAAGGUGAAUUUUACACUCCAGAAAAACCCAAAUUCUUGCCAGGUGAAAGACCAUCUCAGGUUCGUCCAGAAGAUAACCUACGACCAGAGGGUGACUUUACGGUACCAGAUAAACCUGAAUAUAGACCAGCUGAGAGACCAGUACAAAAGAAACCUGAAGACAACCUUAAGCCAGAGGGCAGUUUCUAUGUUCCAGAACAGAUUAAAUUUAUGCCCGGCGAACGCCCAUCUCAAGUUCGUCCCGAGGAUAACCUAAGACCGGAAGGCGAAUUUUACACACCAGAGAAACCAGGUUUCAGGCCAGCUGAAAGACCUGUACAGAAAAAACCAGAAGAUAAUUUGAAACCAGAGGGAGAUUUCUACACACCUGAAAAACCAGGUUAUCGUCCCGCUGAGAGACCUGUGCAGAAGAAACCGGAAGAUAAUCUUAAGCCGGAAGGUGAUUUCUAUGCUCCGGAGAAACCGAAAUACAAGCCUGGCGAAAGACCAUCACAAGUUCGUCCUGAAGAUAAUCUUAGACCAGAGGGCGAGUUCACCGUGCCUGAUAAACCAGAAUAUAGGCCAGCAGAAAGACCCGUUCAGAAGAGACCUGAAGAUAACCUCAAGCCUGAAGGCGAUUUUUACACUCCCGAAAAGCCAGGAUAUCGCCCUGCUGAACGAACUGAAAUUAUUGUCAGGAAGGAUAACCUUCGCACAGAGGGUGAAAUGACAUUCGUAGAAAAGGAGGAAUAUAAAUACGUUAAGAGACCAGAACCUGUUAAGCCCGGUGACAACCUAAAACCCGAGGGUGAAUUUUACACUCCAGAGAAGCCAAAAUUCUUGCCCGGUGAACGACCGUCACAAGUCAGACCAGAGGAUAAUCUCAAGCCUGAAGGUGAAUUUUAUACUCCAGAGAAACCCAAAUUCAUGCCUGGAGAGAGACCGAGUCAAGUUCGUCCUGAAGAUAAUUUGAAACCAGAGGGAGAUUUCUAUACACCUGAGAAACCUGGCUUCAGACCAGCUGAGAGACCAGUUCAAAAGAAACCGGAAGACAAUCUGAAACCUGAGGGAGAUUUCUAUACACCCGAAAAACCAGGUUACAAACCGGCUGAAAGACCUGUUCAGAAGAAACCCGAAGACAAUCUUAAACCCGAAGGUGAUUUCUAUGCACCAGAGAAGCCUGGAUUUAAACCCGCCGAAAGACCUGUGGCCAAGAAACCCGAGGAUAAUUUGAAGCCCGAGGGUGAUUUCACUGUGCCAGAUAAGCCAAGCUAUAAACCUGCCGAAAGAGUUGAGAGAAUUAUUCGUAAAGACAAUCUCCGCACUGAGGGUGAAAUGACGUUCGUAGAGAAAGACGAAUACACCUACGUUAAGAGACCAGAACAGGUGCGUCCUGAAGAUAAUCUCAAGCCGGAAGGCGAUUUCUAUACUCCCGAAAAGCCGGGUUAUCGUCCAGCUGAAAGGCCAGUACAGAAGAAACCUGAGGAUAAUUUGAAACCCGAAGGUGAUUUCUAUGCUCCCGAAAAGCCGGGCUAUCGUCCAGCCGAGAGACCAGUUCAGAAGAAACCGGAAGACAAUCUCAAACCAGAAGGUGAUUUCUAUUCCCCUGAAAAGCCCAAAUUCCGACCUGGCGAAAGACCUAGUCAGAUUCGUCAUGAAGACAAUCUGAAGCCAGAAGGUGAUUUUUACGCCCCAGAAAAGCCGGGUUAUCGUCCUGCCGAAAGACCAGUUCAAAAGAAACCGGAGGAUAAUUUGAAACCCGAAGGUGAUUUCUAUGCUCCAGAAAAACCAGGAUAUCGUCCAGCUGAAAGGCCGGUCCAAAAGAAACCUGAAGACAAUCUCAAACCCGAAGGCGAUUUCUAUACUCCUGAGAAGCCUGGCUAUAAGCCCGCCGAAAGACCUGUUCAGAAGAAACCUGAAGAUAAUCUCAAGACAGAAGGUGAUUUCUAUACUCCUGAAAAGCCUGGUUAUAAACCUGCUGAAAGACCAGUACAAAAGAAACCUGAAGAUAACUUAAAACCCGAGGGUGAAUUUUAUACUCCCGAAAAACCAGGCUAUAAACCGGCCGAAAGAACUCAAAAGGUCAUUCGCAAGGAUAAUUUGCGCACCGAGGGUGAAAUGACAUUUGUCGAAAAGGAAGAAUACAAAUAUGUCAAACGUCCCGAACCAGUUAAGCAAACGGACAAUCUGAAGCCAGAGGGUGAAUUCUAUGCACCGGAAAAACCAAAAUUCCGUCCAGGCGAAAGGCCAUCACAGGUACGUCCUGAGGAUAAUUUAAAACCGGAGGGAGAAUUUUAUUCCCCCGAAAAACCCGGUUUCAAACCCGCCGAAAAGGUAAUACCAAAGAAACCCAAGGACAAUUUGAAAACCGAAGGUGACUUUGUGCGUCCCGAGAAGACCCAAUUCAAACCGGCUGAGAAAACCGAACGCAUUGUACGAAAGGAUAAUUUACGCACUGAAGGUGAAAUGACCUUUGUUGAGAAGGAGGAGUACAAGUAUGUUAAGAGACCUCAACCUGUAAGGCCCGAGGACAAUUUGAAACCUGAGGGUGACUUCUACACUCCCGACAAGCCCGGAUACAAACCAGCCGAGAGACCAGUACAAAAGAAACCUGAAGACAAUUUGAAACCGGAGGGUGACUUCUACACUCCCGACAAGCCCGGUUACAAACCAGCCGAGAGACCCGUGCAAAAGAAACCUGAGGAUAAUCUCAAGACCGAGGGCGACUUCUAUACUCCCGAAAAGCCUGGUUUUAGACCCGCCGAAAAGCCGGUGGUUAAGAAACCCAAAGACAAUCUAAAGCCUGAAGGCGAUUUCUAUACACCUGAAAAGCCAGGUUAUAAGCCGGGCGAAAGAACUCAGAAAAUUGUGCGCAAGGAUAAUCUACGCACGGAGGGUGAAAUGACAUUUGUGGAAAAGGAGGAAUACAAACAUGUUAAACGUCCAGAGCCUGUUAAGUUCAAGGAUAAUCUGAAGCCAGAAGGAGAGUUUUAUGCACCCGAGAAACCGGGUUUCAAGCCUGCCGAGAGACCGGUGCAAAAGAAACCUCAGGACAAUUUGAAACCAGAGGGAGAAUUUACGGUACCCGAUAAGCCUGGAUACAAACCCGCCGAAAGGACCACCAAGGUCAUACGUAAGGAUAACUUACGUACAGAAGGUGAAAUGACAUUUGUGGAGAAAACCAAAUAUGUAGCUGGCGAGAGGCCCAAACAGGUGCGCCAUGAAGAUAAUCUCAAGCCAGAAGGCGAGUUCUAUACUCCAGAGAAGCAGGGCUUCAAACCUGGCGAAAGACCAGUUGCCAAGAAGCCUUCGGAUAAUCUCAAACCGGAGGGAGAAUUCUAUACUCCCGAGAAGCCUGGCUUUAAGCCUGGUGAGAGACCUGUGGCCAAGAAACCGGUAGAUAAUUUGAAACCGGAGGGAGAAUUUGUGACCCCCGAAAAACCAGGCUUCAAACCGGCUGAAAGGGUGCAACGUGUUGUGCGCAAAGAUAAUUUACGUACCGAGGGUGAAAUGACCUUCGAACAAAAGGACACCUAUCAAUAUGUCAAGAGGCCAACACCAAUUAAGCCAAGCGAUAAUCUCAAACCUGAAGGAGAGUUCUAUAAGAAAGAAAAGGAUGCCGGUCCUAGAGAUGUUGUGGACCGUGUAACACCCAAGAGGCCGGUGGAUAAUCUCAAAAUGGAGGGAACCAUGGAAAUUACCCGCAAAAAUCAAACUAAGACCGAUCACACGGCAACCACGGUACGCCAAACUACAAAGAAGGUAGUCCACAACAGCUCCUCGAUUAGUUUGGGUUCAGACACGUCCAUUCUGAAGACCACAAAUCAGAUGAGUUAUGCCUCGAGUAAAAACGCUGUACCCGUGGCCGAUUUGAAUACUCAAAAACCGGCUGAUGGCAUGGUGAUAGUCUCCACUAAGCGGGUGACCACCGUUAUUGGCAGCAAAAACAAAAAGGAACCCGAAACUCAAUAUGUUCGUCGCCAGGGCAAGGUCAAUGUCAUUGAAAAUGUCGAGAAAUCCACCAAGGUGAAGAAUGUUAAAAACGUGGAAAAUGUCUACAAUGAAGAUGUAUCGAUGACCCAGAAUCGUGUGAGUACCGCCAAGAAGAGCAUCCAGCAACAUGACGUGAACGAUGUUAGCAGCACAAAUGUUGUUAACAGAAAGGUUAUGCAGAGUGACGUUAACAGUCACGAACAACAUAAUCACCAUCACCACCACCACCAUCAUCAUCAUGAUGCCAGUGGUAAUCAUACCCAUGUCCAUAAGAAUAUUGUGCAUCACGAAACUUGUCCGGUGGUCCAAAGGAAUUUGCUCCACACCACCAGCGGUGGCAGCAGUAGUGAUACCAAACAUGUGACCACCACUGAUGGCAGCAGCGUUACUCAAAAUGGAGUGAGUGGCACUACCAUAAUUAAGGGUGGUGGAAGUCGUACAGUAACCUCCACGGUUACUCAGCACACCGACAAGGAAUCCACAUGCCUGGCCAGCAAAAUGACAUCUUCCAGUAAUAAAAUCCACUCGGAGGGAUCAACAACGACCACACGUCGGGUUACCAAUGUUAAUCAACGUAAUGGCAAUGGCUCUGAUAUGAAGAGCCUGAUAAGUGGUGGAGGUGGUGGAAGUGAUACAUAUAAUGUCACCACCAAAAUUACCAGAAAUGGUGGCACUGCAGAAAAUGGUCAUCUGGUCCAAUCGUCGUCAAAAUCCAAUAUCAGUUCCAACAUCACCGAAAGCACCAAUGCCAACACAUCGUCCACCAGCAUGUCGACAAGUAAACAAUUCCAUCACCGUAAGACCGAGUUCUCUUCCGAAUCGAAUGUGGCCAAUACGAUUUUGCAACGUAAGUCGACUCCCACAGAAUCGCAGCAAUUUGGUAGCCUCUCCUCCAAUGCCAAAAUUCAUCGUAAGAGCAUCAUGAAUCUAAAUGAACAGCCAUCGAGUUCAUGGUUCCCCAGUGAAAGACAAAGCUACAGCAGCCUGCAUCGUCAGAAGUUAGAAUCUGAGGGUGGCAACAGUUCAUGUGCCGUCCACAAUGCCUCGGAGCGUCGUAGUCACACUGCCAUACACCGUGAAACAAAGGAGUUGCAACAGAGCAACAAGACGGCCUCUUCGAACGCACAUCAUACCCAUCAUCAGCAUCACACAACAACAAGUGCUGUCGAUUUUCCCUCGUAUCGGACCAGUGAACGUGUUGUGACACGUCAUCGUGGCAAUCAAUCGACAUUCUCAUUGGGUGAUUCCGAAUCAUCGUCCUCCGUUUCCAGUAAUUAUAAAAUGGAAUAUAAAACAGUUCCAGUCACAACCUGUACUGUGCAUAAAAUAACACAAGGUGCAUUCCAACAAUCUAGGGAUACUACUCAAGAGCAUAAAUUUUUCAAAACUACCAAGUAACAGCAAUAACAACAACAACAACCACUAAUGAUAAUAAUCUGUAAUUAUAUAAGCAUGUAACAUAAUCUAAAAAAGAAACAAUAAUAAUGAACACGUAUACAUUAUAUAGAUAUUUAGGAUCCGUUUAACCCUUAAACCGGUAAAAGAGGAAAAAAAAAAACAAUUUAAUAAGAAAUUUAAUUAAAGACAAAAACAUGUUUGAUAUUUUGUAAAAAACAAAUCUUAAUUUAUAUUCAAUUCCCACAAAGGAAAUCCCAGGAUCGUCUCUCUCUAUUGCCAUAGUGAUUUAAGGGUUAAUCAUUUACAUUUAUUUUGUAUUUCCGUUUGAAAUUUCUCUCUCAUAUUUUUGCACCCAAAAAGAAUAUGAGUCAUUCCAAUAACAAAUUCAAUUAUAUAUUGAUAUGAAGCCAAUACAAUCCGUUUAUAUUUUUUUUUAAUUGUUACAUAUUUUUUUUGUAUUUACAUCACAACAAACAUUACUGAGUCUUUAUCCCUGGGAUUUAAUUUUUAUUUUAUUUUAUUCUUUAUUGUUUUUAAUGUUGUAUCUAUUAUUCCACAAUAUUAUUACUAAUUGACCAAGCGCAUAAUAAAACUACAUUUUUUAAUAUACGUAUAUAUAUUUACUACAUACAUAUAUUUUUAUACAUUCAAACAAAACAAGAAAUUAUUAUGUAUUAAUUAUAAUGAACAAAAACCACUGCUCGAAAAUAAAUAACA
Molecule: messenger RNA, 14004 nt
Organism: Musca domestica (house fly)
Lineage: Eukaryota; Metazoa; Arthropoda; Insecta; Diptera; Muscidae
Product: titin-like
Exons: 6
Coding region: 658-13287 (4209 amino acids)
Biological process (GO): microtubule anchoring
Cellular component (GO): ciliary basal body; axonemal microtubule; cytoskeleton
Molecular function (GO): microtubule binding
Source: RefSeq, a predicted model, not a curated record